This is a messenger RNA of Morchella sextelata, 630 nucleotides long. RefSeq lists its product as uncharacterized. Gene Ontology annotation, biological process: protein complex oligomerization; [2Fe-2S] cluster assembly. The coding region runs from base 1 to 630 and encodes 209 amino acids. Gene Ontology annotation, cellular component: mitochondrion. The transcript has a single exon. Gene Ontology annotation, molecular function: ATPase activator activity; protein-folding chaperone binding. Lineage: Eukaryota; Fungi; Ascomycota; Pezizomycetes; Pezizales; Morchellaceae. The record is from RefSeq and is a predicted model, not a curated record.
AUGGCAAUCAACAACAAGCUUCUACGCCCGCUGCUACGGCUCCGGCCUCUGCAGCAUCUCCGCCGCUCCUCAUCCAACGGGCCAAAGGUGCCCCCAACCUAUUAUUCCCUCUUCCCCAACACGCUCCCACUCGGGCCACCGCCCAGCGGGCCUUUCGAUCUCGACCCACGCGCUCUCCGCCAAGAGUUCUUCAAGCUCCAGCAGCUCACACACCCCGACACCGUCACCGACCCGACCCUAAAGCGGCAAGCCGAGGGAGGGUCAGCUUACCUAAACCACGCCUACAGCACGCUGCUCUCGCCGCUUCACCGGGCCCAGUACAUCCUCCAGCUGCGUGGGAUCGACGUGGCCGAGGACGAGAAUCUAAAGAUGGAUGACCAGGAGCUGUUGAUGGAGGUGCUGGAGGCCAGGGAAGAGAUCGAGGAGGCCCAGAACGAGGAGGAUCUAUGGCCUAUGAAGGUCAUUAAUGAAGAGAGGAUCAAGGGCAGCUUGAAGAGACUGGGAGAGCUCUUCAAGGAGGAUGAUUUGGAGAAUGCAAAGAUUGAGGCGGUAAGGCUGAGGUAUUGGGUGAAUAUCAGGGAGAGUUUGAAUUCGUGGGAGAAGGGAAAACCAGUCGUGCUGGCGCAUUGA